This is a messenger RNA of Trichomonas vaginalis G3, 429 nucleotides long. RefSeq lists its product as uncharacterized. The coding region runs from base 1 to 429 and encodes 142 amino acids. The record is from RefSeq and is a predicted model, not a curated record. NCBI's taxonomy places the organism in Eukaryota, Parabasalia, Trichomonadida, Trichomonadidae. The transcript has a single exon.
AUGAGCCUGUCAAAAUCAGAACGAGAGUCUAUUAUAUUAAAUGACGCCAGAGGAAUACAACAUCCUUUCUAUUAUGUAAGUCAGAGUAAAGAUGGUAAAAUAUACGUAAGAAAAAGAAAGGUUCCAUUAGCGAAUGCAGAAAGCGACAACAUUAAGGUGCAUGGCACCGAGGGUGAAGCCCAUAUAAAACCUUCUGUUCAAACUGAAAAGUCAAUAGAACCAGAAGAAAAGAAGCCAGAUGUACUUUCAAUAACGAACCAAGAGCUUAUUGCAAAGUUCGUGAAUUUCAUUGAAAAGCAAACCGAGUCAAAGAACCCUGACCCACCAGUGAAAGAAGUUGAGACAAAAGAGAAUGUACAGUUCAUUGAAAAUGUCAAGAAACAACUUCCACCACGAAUGCCAAGAAGAAGAGUGAGAAUAAUGAAGUAA